CGCACAGAGGAGGGAGUGUGAGCCAGCGAGCCGCUCGCAAUGGCACCACCGUGCACCGGCCGCAGGUUGGGGCACCUCAGCAGCCUCGUCGCCUACCUGGCUGUUUUCUCCUACCUGUCCGUCGCCGCCUCGGUCAGCCUGGAUCUCACCCAAGCCAACAGAGUCUCCAAGAUCAAGGUGAACCCGAGGGGGAAUCUCUGGGCGACAGGCCAUUUUAUGGGGAAGAAGAGUGUGUUUGACUAUCCAGAUGGACAUAACGGGACCCCGGCGCGACUGGCCCCCGCCCCCCCUGAAGACCACAGGGCUCUGGGGACCCCGCAGGGCCGGAGAAUGCUGGAGUUAGCCUUGGCUCAGGAGGCAGAGGGGAGGCUAGUGAGGUACGACUCCGGCGCUCAGGAAACAGGAUUAAUAACAAAGAUUAUUGAGAGAUACGUUAAAAACACGAAGAUAUGAUGAUGGUCAAGCUGAGCCUUGGUGAAGAUGAGACAUCAACACACUGGGAGGAGGAGUUACAACCACCCAACGUAGCCAUUUUAUUGUAACAAUAGUGCAUUCACGUCACCUACUUUAUGUGUUGUUUCUGUACACUUAUCCAUAAAUUAAAGAGGGAGCAAGGACUAUUCUAUAUUUUUCUGACUUUUUUGCAUUGUUAAAGCACUUUUAAUGUAAACCGUCAGGCUAUA
Messenger RNA from Amblyraja radiata (thorny skate), 683 nucleotides. It is a transcript of the gene nmba, whose product is annotated as neuromedin Ba. The transcript has 3 exons. Lineage: Eukaryota; Metazoa; Chordata; Chondrichthyes; Rajiformes; Rajidae. Gene Ontology annotation, biological process: neuropeptide signaling pathway. Gene Ontology annotation, molecular function: neuropeptide hormone activity. The record is from RefSeq and is a predicted model, not a curated record. The coding region runs from base 40 to 453 and encodes 137 amino acids.